Annulohypoxylon maeteangense is the source of this 1793-nucleotide messenger RNA. RefSeq lists its product as uncharacterized. The transcript is spliced from 2 exons. NCBI's taxonomy places the organism in Eukaryota, Fungi, Ascomycota, Sordariomycetes, Xylariales, Hypoxylaceae. Gene Ontology annotation, molecular function: DNA binding. The coding region runs from base 43 to 1122 and encodes 359 amino acids. The record is from RefSeq and is a predicted model, not a curated record.
GGGAUAUUUACAAUGAUACGGUGAUAAAGGAAACCUGGAACUAUGAUGGCUGAUAAUACUCACAACGCCGGUGCCACCAAUGCCACCAGUGUUUCCAAUAGUCUUAAAGAAGCUGGGGGGAAUGCGCCUAUCAUUUCAGACAUCUCCCAACCGCGCCUUAAUGGAGACCCCAGUACAUCCCUAUCACAUCUUUCAUAUCAACCGCAACAAAACUUGAUCGCGGAAUCGAAGGCGCAAACUUCUCCUACAACUAUACCGUUCUCUCCACCGCAAUACACAAAAUUGGCUGUGCACAUCAGAUCUACUUCGUCGCCUUCACCAUCCCAACCUCGACGAGGAAGGCCACCCAAAGAUAAAAGCCGGCAAGCGCGAUCAGGACCAGGAUCAACAAUUCCCGGGGCAGCAAUCUCCAGUCCUCUGCCUUCCGUGGGGAAUGAGAUUGGGGGUGCCAGUCCUCAGCCUAAGAAGAGAGGCAGACCAAGGGGUUGGAAACCCGGGAUGGCCUAUGUGGAUGUCAAGGAAAGCGGCGAAGAAAGUGCGAAAGUCACCGAGUCCAAGAAACCCCAGUCUAGAGAAGCGAAGCGCCGCGGGAGACCUCCGCGCACUCUUAUGCCAUCGGCCAGAGACCGGUACCUGCGGACCAAUGCUCAAUAUUUAUCCUUUCGAUGUGAAUGGCGAUGGUCACCAGGAAGAACGUGUCCGGCAGAGUUGCAAAACAUGAAAACACUACGCAAACACGUCGAUCUCGUUCAUGGGGACGAGGAGCCGUUGGUUUGCCGAUGGGGAAGAUGCGGAGCAAGGAAGAACCCCAUUCAGUUUUCAGAGCAGGAGAAGUUCGAUGAGCACAUGGAGAAAGCGCAUUUUAGGUCGUUUGUGUGGUACAUGGGAGAUGGUUACCAAAAUGACGGCAUCUCGAUACUAAAGCGCAACUCAGACGGACUUCCAAGAUACCUUUUUGAUGCGGAUGGCGAACAAGUUACACCGUCUGUCACGGGGCAAAAAUUCGAGGACGACCAACAAUAUAAAGAAAGGAAGCGAAAACUGAAGCAGCUUCUUAUUCUGCAAGACGAGAAUGCUCCUUUCGAUGAGGAAUAUACAAAGCAGACACUGGGAAUUGCCUGAAUCACAACAAUCAAAGUAGCCAAGCCUUUGUAUACCUCGAUAGACUCGACUCGGCCUUAUUGACUUACUCCGUGCCGAGCCGCAGUCUCAUUAAUUGACUUCGUUGGUUAUGUUUCAGAGCAUGACCGUGAAAGGAUAAAUCGCGUGGAUACCUACCUAUACACUUCCUAAUACACACACACCUAUUCAUGGCUGAAGAGGUGUUUAGGGAAGAAUAUUUUCCAAAUGAACACCUUAACCUAUGAGUAGCAAUUUCUUUUGGUUUGAUACGUGUUUAUGUUGUCGUAUAUUUCUACAGGUUUUCAAACUUUACUAGAGAGCCGUUUGUCAAGCAAGUUGCCUGCAAAUUACCCUUUUCACCUGUUGAGUGGAAGGUUCCAAAGCAAUGAAGGUAAAGAGAGGUGUGCCGCAUUGAUUUGUAUUAAAAAUUCAAUGCGCUACAAAGUUACAUCAUUACUAGAUCUCGGUCCCUCAACCUCCCCUAACAUCUCCUCACUAGGCUCCUAAUAACGGACCUCCAGCCUUUGGGAUUUGACAGUCUCACCUUAUGACGUAACAAACAUAACCGGCAUUGAUUCGGCAAGGUAGCAUUGAUGGUCCCCGUUUUUUUCUACCUAGAUAUUCUUGUUGUUUGGAACGUACCUAGCAGCCUAGUAGGUAGGAAGACGUAC